Messenger RNA from Heterobasidion irregulare TC 32-1, 1053 nucleotides. RefSeq lists its product as uncharacterized. The record is from RefSeq and is a predicted model, not a curated record. Gene Ontology annotation, cellular component: endosome; trans-Golgi network. The transcript has 6 exons. Gene Ontology annotation, biological process: phospholipid translocation; retrograde transport, endosome to Golgi. The coding region runs from base 584 to 886 and encodes 100 amino acids. NCBI's taxonomy places the organism in Eukaryota, Fungi, Basidiomycota, Agaricomycetes, Russulales, Bondarzewiaceae.
CAAGAGUAAACCAUGGGGAAGACUCCACACCGCUCGUAGUUGGAGAUGUCCGUGAAGAUGUGCAACGGGUUCGGUACCGUGAAACCCCCAAUCACCUCUGGGAUGCCAUCUCCGUCUUGACCUUGGCUGAUGAGCCAGGAAUCCUUCGUCACUAGGCUGGUCAUCUUCGACGAAGUGGUUCCCAGAAGUCGGCACCAACUGGAGUGCUCUACUGCAACCUGCUUGAUAGCUCACCUGCCGGAAGCCUCGCGAGCCUCCUCAUUCAAUAGAAAUCCCCCUCACAUGGAUAUCGACCUUGGCGUCGAUAGGCAUGGCCGUAGGACCACCUCUAGUCUACGCUGACCAGGCUGUGUCCAUUGUACGCAAAAAAGAUUCGACCUGACUCGACAGGCUUUUCUCGCGAUAUAUGUGCUGUAUUGUGGGCCUUGUUUCGCUCAAGAACUCCGUGUCGUUAGUCUGAUACAAAUGGCAGGCUGCUUGCCAAUAUCACCCGAUGCUUCUUCUGGCUUGAAAACCAAUUCGAGUUCGCGCUCUUGGUGCAGUCGCUACUCAUGAUCGUAGCGCAGGUACGUCUUAUAUCAGCAUGUGGGGGUUUCUGGCCGGCUAUAUCAUCUGCCUCACCAUCUUGACGCUCAUAUUUGGUCGCAUGGAGCUGUUCGUGACACUCAUGGGCUAUGUCGCUCUUGGUCUGGAGAGCACGUUGCCCAUCCCGCAGAUGAUUAGGAUGGUAUAUUUCUUCUUGCAAGGGUCGCCAUUGCAAUUCAAAGUUUGUGCAAUAUUUCAGCUGUCGAUUGAUUUUAGUGAGAGUGCCGUUGGGUUCAGUUCAGUGUGUCUCCUGGUAGACGACGACGAUCUGGAGCAGGCGUUGGCGCUGGCCGAGGAAUAGAUGUCGGGUCGUUAUCAUGUAAUAUGAGUUUUGGGGGAUCAUAGUCACUACAGAGAUUGUUCCAUAUCACAAGGCCGACCGGAACUUCGCUCCAGUGGUUCACAGAUGCACAUUGCCUCGCAGUUUCCUAUAUGGUUGAUUGAACAGCGUCGUAUUUUGACUUGGUC